AUGUCCACUUCUUUAUUUAAAUUUUUUAUUAUUUUUUUAAUUUUUUUAAUAAUUAAUAAUUGUAAUUCUUCUAAACGAAUUAAAAUUCAACAAAAUUUUAAUAGAUAUCCAAAAACACCAUCAACAACACCAAAACCUGUUAGCACAUUAAAAGAAGAAAAUGAAUUAUUACUAGAUGAAAAUGAAGACGAAUCUCCAUUACUUCGAUUAAUUAGAUCAUUUAAACAAAAACAACAAAAAAAGAAAAAACAAAAAGAAACAAAAGAAGUUCAAUGCUGGAUUAGAAUAAAUAAAAAAUUGGGAGAGUUUUACUAUGAACAUGGAAAAUGUGAAUGUUUAUAUGAUAAUAAAUUUGUUUGUAUUGGAGAAAAACAUAUAGAUCCCUACAAUUAUUAUUGUGAAAAAAAAUUUAAUUUUUUAAAAUAA
This is a messenger RNA of Meloidogyne enterolobii, 426 nucleotides long. Lineage: Eukaryota; Metazoa; Nematoda; Chromadorea; Rhabditida; Meloidogynidae. The record is from the annotation of a GenBank genome assembly.